Messenger RNA from Histoplasma mississippiense, 285 nucleotides. RefSeq names its product mitochondrial 54S ribosomal protein YmL33. Gene Ontology annotation, cellular component: large ribosomal subunit; mitochondrion. Gene Ontology annotation, molecular function: structural constituent of ribosome. Bases 1 to 285 code for a protein of 94 amino acids. NCBI's taxonomy places the organism in Eukaryota, Fungi, Ascomycota, Eurotiomycetes, Onygenales, Ajellomycetaceae. The transcript has a single exon. The record is from RefSeq and is a predicted model, not a curated record. Gene Ontology annotation, biological process: translation.
AUGACCUACUUCCGCAUCACCCUCAUCCGCUCCGCCAUCGGCCUUCCCCGACGAACAACAGGUGUCUUAAUGGCCCUCGGUCUCAAAAAACGCAUGCAAACCGUUUUCUACCCCGUAACGCCUGACGUGGCUGGACAGAUCAUGAAGGUGAAAGAACUGGUAUCGGUGCGGGAGGUUGAGAAGCCGCUGACGAAGCUAGAGGUGCAUUUGGAGCGGAAGCCGGAUCCGGGAUAUUACGUGGAGAAGACCGCAGAGGAGGUGUUUAGGAUGAAGAGAGAGGCAUGA